This is a messenger RNA of Scylla paramamosain (green mud crab), 2733 nucleotides long. Its product is annotated as major facilitator superfamily domain-containing protein 10-like. The transcript has 6 exons. The record is from RefSeq and is a predicted model, not a curated record. Lineage: Eukaryota; Metazoa; Arthropoda; Malacostraca; Decapoda; Portunidae. Bases 455 to 865 code for a protein of 136 amino acids.
UUCAAACAGGUAGCCAGGCAUCAUGGCGGCCCUUGCCAGUGGAGAGGACGGCCGCUAUUUUGCCUGUUAUUCUUCCAUCGUAACUAAAUGAGGUAAUGGCGGAUAUAUCUAGCUAGCGGAUAUGAAAGCCUUGUCAUGUGGCUCCACUUAGUGACGUGUUAGGCUUACAAUAAGUGACAAAUAAAGCAGAUAUUGGCGGAUAAAUGGGGAAGGCUGCCUCCACCUCAGCUGAUAACAUAAGAUACAAAUGUAGAGGGACGAAAUAGAGAAGCAGGAAGACCACCACCACCACCACCACCACCACCAGCAGUGUGGAAGAAAGCUGGUGAUAAAACUCUCUCUCGCUCUCCCUCACUCUCCCACGCCACGGAAGCAGUGGAAUAAAGCACAGGAGGAGGAAGUGAGAGGAUAAUGAAGUUUGGAAGUUUGUGAUACGUAAGAAGGUUACAUAGCAAUGGCAACCCUCCGAUCCGGCAAGCAAGUUGGCGGCAGCGAUGGCAGUGGCGGUGGCGGUGGCAGUGGUGGUGAGGUGGACAGCAGGGACAGAGGGGCAGUACAGGCUGCGGACAUCAAGAAGAAGAACGCGCGGACAAGCAAGGUGGUAUUCGGCAGUCUGAUCCUGGACCUGCUCGGUUUCACGGUGUUGCUGCCUCUGUUUCCUGCUGUCCUUGACUAUUACUCCAAGCACGACUCCAGUGGCUUGUAUUCCUCUCUGCUCUCCUCUGUUACUUAUUACCAGCAUAUCAUCAGCAUCCCUGUGAGUUUCCAUUCUGUCUUGUUUGGUGACUACCCCAUCCCCUGCCUUCUGCCCUGCUCCACCCAGACACCAUGGCCCAGCAGCAACGCCAUUCCACCUGCUACAUGACGCUGGCUGAUGCACUCCUGACACGGCAGCGACAGGAGGCGGAGGGCAGGAGCAAGAGUCGGAUGGUGAAGGAAGGCAUGAUGGCAGAGGUGGUGGCUUUGGAGGGUGUUCGUGCAGGGUACCUCAGCAGGGUCUAGGUUAGAGCAAAUUGAUGAUGAGAGACUAGUGAGAAAGGUGUUUGUGUGUGUGUGUGUGUGUGUGUUUUUUUUUUUUUUUUUUUUUUUUUUAAUGUAGGAAUUAUUGUAUAUUUCAUAAAAAUAUCGUACGAAUUCCCAAAUUAUCGUAUUAUCGUAUGAAUCCUAUUGUACAUCGUAUACGGGCAAAAAUUAUUGUACUUGUACAAUAAUUAUCGUACGUCUGGCAACGUUGCACGACAUGCCUCGGCAGGUCCGUGCCAGAGGAUGCCACGAGGAGAUGACGCACUGAAAGCGCAGCACACUGAGCAAUAUCACCUAAGCGCGAUUCCCACCGUGGUGCGAGCCACUAACUGUUAGUUCCUCUCUCUAGAUUAACCUAACGUUCAAAACAAGAUCGCCACACUGUUCCAGUGUGAUGAUCUUGUUUUGAUUUUGAUGCCACAUAUGGCUCGUGAUCCCUCCUGAACCAGGCCAUUAGAUCGGCAAUUAUUGUAGAAGAAAAAAAAAAAAAAAACGGACAAAACAAGCAGAAAAAACGAACGGUGUUCUCCAAACUAAUUGCUCAUACAUCUGGGAAGCCACAUUCUCCCCAGAAACUCGUUCACAGCCUCAAUCAUCCUUUCAUAUGUCUCUACACAGUCCCAGCACCACCACUAUCCAUUCCCUUCCAUUCUUUCAUUCCUGUUAUGCCCUAACUCAGUCAGAAUAACUUGCAGCAUCGAUCUCCUGUCUCUUUCAUACCUCUCACACUCCAGCUUCACAUGUUCCCACAUUUCAUCUUCUCCCAUGUCACACAUCUGGCACGCUUUGCUGUAAUUCCUCGCUUUCACAUCUAUACACUGUGCUUAGCUCGGAAAAGAUCACCACCCAGGCUUCUAUCAUACCCCUUUUCAUACAUCGGGACCUCUUUCUCCUUGUAUCAUUCCAGAGUGUUCUUUCGUUCCAUCUCAUUCUUCCAUCCAUUCAGUCCCACACCACUUUUCUUUCCGUCUCUCUUCCAUUUUAUCACCUUCCAUUCAGUUCUUACUGUGUCCUCUUAUCGCUAUCCAUUCAUGCUCAUUUUGAUUCUUCUCAGCCAUUCUCAUCCCCCACAGUUUGCAAUCCACUCCAGUCUGUCAUUUUCAUGCACCUCUUCUUCCUCCAUUUGCUUCCACUUUCAUUAAACAGAUACGCCUUUCUUGCUACGCUUGCAUCAUCCAUUCUAUCAGGCCCAAUCUUGUAUCUAAGUGUCGCUUUUGUAAAUAUUUCCUUAAACGCUGGGUCCUGAACACCUUUGAUGUCUUAAGAAAUUGUCUUGAAGAAAUUUAUAGUAAUUUGGGCAAAAAAAAAAGAUGAAUUAUUAAGCAUCUUUAUUGACUUCAUUAAAGCUUUCAAUACAGUCAGACAUGAUCUAUUAUUACAAAAAUUAUACUAUUAUGAAAUUUGAGGCACUAAUCAUGAUUGGUUUCGUAAUUACUUAUAUCCAAAAGAACUAAGCCAAAUUUCUCAGUUCUGUAUCUGCACCUCUACCCAGCCAUUAUGGUGGUCCACAGGGAAGUGUUUUGGGUACAGUCCUUUCCCUUUUAUGCAUGACAUUACUCAUAUGUUUGCAAUUUUUUUAAACAAUUCUUUUUGUUGACAACUUUAUUGAUUACCGGUGAAAACCCUACUGAUAUGAUGCAUACACCAAACACUGACCUACAUUUUCCUUAAAUGGUGUAAUAAAUGAACAGUAAACCUAAAUAAAACAUU